Messenger RNA from Paecilomyces variotii, 486 nucleotides. RefSeq lists its product as hypothetical. The transcript has a single exon. Lineage: Eukaryota; Fungi; Ascomycota; Eurotiomycetes; Eurotiales; Thermoascaceae. The record is from RefSeq and is a predicted model, not a curated record. The coding region runs from base 167 to 412 and encodes 81 amino acids.
ACUCUGAGAGAUUUCGUAAGAUGAGGCUAUCUACUAAACACGCAAAGACUUGUGUGCUGAGAUCAGAUGAAAGAGUCGUCCGAAUAAUAGUGGGAUCCGGAUAUUGGUGGGCUGCCAUGUUAUGAUAUAUAUUAUUGCCAGACAGGACAAUUUGGCGCACAGAUAGAUGUGGAAAUAUAUUGGCAUGCUGAUGUUCUUGUUUUGCUGCUAUAUGUCUACUGCUGAUCUGAUGAGAUUAAUAAAUAAUCAUGGUCUUCGAAUAGAGAACCAGAAGCCUUUAUUUUUGUACCCUAGGGAGCAUCCUUGUAUUGUCUACAUCGGAGUCAUCCAGACAGCUGGUCUUGUAAACUUGUGUCGGAUAACUACCACCGACUACAUGACUCAAUCCAUCUAUAUCGGCUAUACGGAGUAGCUUGCUGCCGAUUUACAGCCCUGCACUGUUGCAUACUCCAGAGGACUCGCGCACAGCUAUCCCCGCAGAUCGUU